AUGGAAAUUCCCAGGAAAGAUAGUCGUGGGUCAGGGAUUCAACCCUUCCAACUAGUGACCCCCCAGGAACUUAUCGACAAAGAUAUCAACAGCAACACUAAUGGCCCCCACGGUAAUGGUAGUGGUGGUGUGUCACAAAUUAAUGACACUCAGAAACAAUCUGCAAUGAUGAUAUCUAAUAUGACUCAUGACGAUUCUCAGAUGAAAAAAUCCAAGAAAGGAUCUGUUGAUAUCGAGAUGGAAGAUAUUGGUAGACGGUUAUUCCAUCCAUCGUUGGAAAAUACUAGAGAUUUAGAGAAUGAAAUUGCCAUAUUAAUACAACAGUUGAAUAAAAGACAACGGAUAAUGACAAAUAAUUCUUCUACUACUACCGCUACUUCAACUCCAGAUAUAGUAAGUGAUGCGAAAGUGAUAGAUGUAUUAAAUAAGUCGUUAAUGGCAUUAUCUCACUGGACGUUACAGGGCCAACUGUUACAAAUGUCAGAUAUAAGAAGAAACGACAGGGUCAAUAACAAUAAAACAUCUUCAAAUACUCCCUUAAUGGAAAGGCAAAAUAAUAAUGUAGAGGGAACCCCAAAGGCUAGAAGUACAACAGUUAAGAUGUCAGUAUUAUCACCUCCAAGACAACCUCAUAUCGAAAUCUCCCCAAAGACGGCAGUAGUACAAACAAAUGGUCCUCAAAAAGUUAUACGGUUUGGUCGUAUACGGAAACCUCGUCAAUCAAAGACUAUAGAAAUUCCCAAACCUGCAUUAAUAGUCAAGAAUGCUAACUCUCCAAUCAAUGCAGCAGCAAGGUCAACAACUGCAGCCAUGUAUCUUACCUCGCCUACAAACAAGACAUCUUCACCUAGCAUGAGUGGUAACAACAACAACAACAACAAUAACCAUAGUAUUAAGAUAACAACCACCACACACGGAGUAUACAAAUUAUCAGAAACAGAGUGUACUCCAGUGACGGUAUCGACACCGAUAACUACAGCAGUACCAAAGAAGAAAAAGAGAAAGACCCUUACACAAGAAACCAUGACGCAUACGAUCGAACCAAAAUCGAAGAAUGAGCUCAUCCGCGUGUUUCAUGUCAAAAAAUGA
Maudiozyma barnettii is the source of this 1089-nucleotide messenger RNA. RefSeq lists its product as uncharacterized. The transcript has a single exon. Bases 1 to 1089 code for a protein of 362 amino acids. Lineage: Eukaryota; Fungi; Ascomycota; Saccharomycetes; Saccharomycetales; Saccharomycetaceae. The record is from RefSeq and is a predicted model, not a curated record.